AUGCAGAAAAAGCCAUAUCUUAGUGGCGUGCCGGUACCUUCACAUUUCGGAUUACACCCCUGUAGCUAUGGAGUCAAAGCAGGGGGGCUUGAGCUCCCCCAGAUCAACUACGACAAAUACAACACCAAGAAGUACCGCUACUUCUACGGCUGUGGCUUCAGACACCUGGUGGGAGACUCCCUUUUAAAGAUGGACAUCGAGACCAAAGAAAUGAAAAUGUGGAAGGAGCCUGGAUUCUACCCAUCAGAACCAGUCUUUGUUCCAGCGCCUAAUGCAACAGAAGAAGAUGAAGGAGUCAUUUUAUCAGCUGUGGUCACGCCUCAACAGGAGAAGAACACCUUCCUGCUGGUUUUGGAUGCCAAGUCCUUCACAGAGCUAGGCAGGGCAGCAGUCCCUGUGAAAAUGCCUUAUGGCUUCCAUGGGGUUUUUGCUUCCAGUAAGCAGUAGAUGAACUGAAGGAGAUUUCCUGGCAAAUCGGAGGAGAGGAGGUCGCGACAAAACAUAACGAAGGAAGCGAGCAAGAACAUGAUGUCGGUACGGACUUGCUGGAACACUGCAGAAUGAGGAUCCUAGUUAAAGGAGUUCUGAAUUCUGCUCCCCUGGUUAGCUCUGCUUUCGUGUGUGUGUUAUAUAUAUAUAUAUAUAUAUAUAUAUAUAUAUUUUUUAUAUAUUAUGGUAUACCUGAUGGUGCCAAUUAUCAAAGUGCUUUUUUAAUUUUUUUUUAAAUAGAAUAGAUAAAUGUCUUGCAACUCAACACUACAUCCCUAGCAAACAUUUUAAGCAACCCUGGCAGGGAUUGUGUGUAUUAAUCCACAGCUGCCAAUAUGUCAUGAACAAUUGCAGGUGCUGAUUUCAUAUUUUAUUUCAUAAUUUUUAUUGUUAGUUGUGUUUUUUUUAAUGAAAUGCCUUUUAUAGAUUUACAUUACUAAAUAAAAUGAAGUGGAAGUACCAGCAAAA
Acipenser ruthenus (sterlet) is the source of this 957-nucleotide messenger RNA. RefSeq names its product carotenoid-cleaving dioxygenase, mitochondrial-like. Lineage: Eukaryota; Metazoa; Chordata; Actinopteri; Acipenseriformes; Acipenseridae. The transcript is spliced from 4 exons. Bases 1 to 447 code for a protein of 148 amino acids. Gene Ontology annotation, molecular function: beta-carotene 15,15'-dioxygenase activity; carotenoid dioxygenase activity. The record is from RefSeq and is a predicted model, not a curated record. Gene Ontology annotation, biological process: retinal metabolic process; carotene catabolic process. Gene Ontology annotation, cellular component: mitochondrion.